This is a messenger RNA of Grosmannia clavigera kw1407, 597 nucleotides long. RefSeq lists its product as uncharacterized. The coding region runs from base 1 to 597 and encodes 198 amino acids. The record is from RefSeq and is a predicted model, not a curated record. The transcript has 2 exons. NCBI's taxonomy places the organism in Eukaryota, Fungi, Ascomycota, Sordariomycetes, Ophiostomatales, Ophiostomataceae.
AUGGUGUCAACAGAAUGGAACCCCCAUAAGCGCACAACCGUUCGAGCUCCUGACAUUGGCGCAUCGUGUUUUCCAGCCAACCCCAGCAUCAUUACCAGGACGUAUCCGGCCUCCUGCGAGCCGCCGGCGACCAUGUUCUCGUCCGUGCUGAUGGCGCGAUCAACAUCGUACCUCAAAUACAGUCGACCGCCCGACAACUACACGACGCCACCGUUCCCGUCGCUCUACUGGCCGCCACAGGACACGCACAGCGCCGGUAGCCUCUACUACCUGUUCGACAUCUGGCGCUUCACCCUGCUGUGGACGCUGAUCCUGUACGCCAUCUUCCACAUUGGCGUCGCGGCCGUCGCGCUGUCGGUCCAGCUGCUCUUCUCCGGUCGGCCAGCCUACUGGCGCUACCUCUGGACGAUCCCGGUGUCGUAUGCCGUCGUGGCCGGAAUCCAGGCCGUGUUUGCCGGCAGCUUUGUCGCCCUGAUCAUCGGCGCCGCCUACAUCUCCGGCCCGUUCUGGAUGUCCACAUGGAUCCCCUUUAUCUGGGGUUGGGCCUGUGUGCUCGUCAUCUUGAUCUCGUCCUUUUCUAUCCAAGGUGGUCUAUGA